AGCUAAUGAUGGAAAGACCAAAACAUGAGCUGGCUCAAAUCCAACGAAGGAAGGUCAACCUUAAGGAUAUGCGCUUGAUAGCUUGCGAUAAGAGGAUCCUUUUGGUAGGUGGGUUACUUUAUGGAAUUACCUGUCAUCGCAAUGCUCUGUCAC
This is a messenger RNA of Funneliformis mosseae, 153 nucleotides long. NCBI's taxonomy places the organism in Eukaryota, Fungi, Glomeromycota, Glomeromycetes, Glomerales, Glomeraceae. The record is from the annotation of a GenBank genome assembly.